GAAGGCAGGAGGCGGCGAUCCCGGCGGAGGGGGCCGUUCGCCAGCUCCGAGGCAGAAAGUGCCACGACUCCACACGCGCGCACGCAGCUAGCGAGCGGCCGGAGCGGACGGCGGACGGGGCGGACGGCGUCGGGGUUGCGGCGUGUGCAGCUGCUCAGGGGCGGCUUCUCGGCGGAGGCUCGGCCGGCUCCUCUCUCGCGGUUCCUCGGCAGCGGCGGCGGCUACUGCCCCCUCACUCUCCCUCUCGCGUCUCCCGUUGCAGGUAGAAAGAAAGCCAGCCAGAAUGGAUAUCUACGACACUCAGACUUUGGGUGUUGUGGUCUUUGGCGGGUUUAUGAUUGUCUCUGCCAUCGGCAUCUUCCUGGUGUCUACCUUCUCCAUGAAAGAGACAUCAUAUGAAGAAGCCCUUGCCAACCAGCGCAAGGAGAUGGCGAAAACUCACCACCAGAAAGUAGAGAAGAAAAAGAAGGAAAAACCCGUGGAGAAGAAAGGAAAGACCAAGAAAAAGGAAGAGAAGCCUAAUGGAAAGAUACCUGACCAUGACCUAGAUCCCAACGCGACCAUUAUCCUCAAGGAACCAGCACACGGACCUGCUAUGAUUGUGGCCCCAGCCCCAGUCCAGUCCUCUAUAGUCCUUACCCCUGUAGCCACAGUACCAGCCAUGCCUCAAGAAAAGCUGGCCUCUUCCCCUAAGGACAAAAAGAAGAAGGAGAAGAAAGUGGCAAAGGUAGAACCAGCAGUCAGUUCUGUAGUGAAUUCCAUCCAGGUUCUUGCUUCAAAGUCUGGCGUCUUGGAAGCCACACCCAAGGAGGUGCCUAUGGUGGUUGUGCCCCCAGUGGGCUCCAAGGCCAGCAUUCCUGCCACCAGCACUCAGGGCAAGAAGGCAGAGGGUGCCCAGAGCAAGGGCAGCAAGCGGGAAGGAACACCAAACCAGGCCAAGAAGGGGGAGGGGGCCCAGAACCAGGCCAAGAAGGGGGAGGGGGCUCAGAACCAGGGAAAGAAAGUAGAGGGGGCCCAGAACCAGGGCAAGAAAGGGGAGGGGGCCCAGAACCAGGGAAAGAAGGGGGAGGGGGCCCAGAACCAGGGAAAGAAGGGGGAGGGGGCCCAGAACCAGGGAAAGAAAGUAGAAGGGGCCCAAAACCAGGCCAAGAAAGGGGAAGGAGCUCAGAACCAGGGGGAAAAGGGAGAAGCAAACCAAAACCAGGCCAAGAAGGGGGAGGGGGCCCAAAACCAAGCCAAGAAGGGAGAAGGGGCCCAAAACCAGGGCAAAAAGGGGGAGGCAACUCAAAACCAGGGGAAAAAAGUAGAAGGAUCCCAGAAUCAAGGCAAGAAGGCAGCGGGAACACCAGUCCAAGCCAAAAAAGUAGAAGGGUCUUCCAACCAGGGAAAAAAGGCAGAGGGGGCCCAGAACCAGGCCAAGAAAGGGGAAGGAUCUCUCAACCAGAGCACAAAGGUAGAAGGGUCUCAAAACCAGGGUAAAAAAGCAGAUGGAACCCCAAACCAGGGCAAGAAAACAGAGGGGACCCAGAACCAGGGUAAAAAGGGAGAAGGGGCCCAAAACCAGGCCAAGAAAGGGGAGGGACCCCAGAACCAGGGCAAAAAAGCAGAAGGGAUCCAAAGCCAGGCCAAGAAAGGGGAGGGAACUCCUAACCAAGGCAAGAAGGAUGGGGCUUCUAAGCAGGGCAAGAAGGAGGAAGGGGCUCCCAACCAAGGCAGAAAGACAGAUGCAGCUGCUAAUCAGGGCACAAAGGCAGAGGGUGUCUCAAACCAGGGGAAAAAGGCAGAGGGGUCCCCCAGUCAGGGCAAAAAGGCAGACACAGCUGCCAAUCAGAGUAAAAAGUCAGAGUCAGCUCCUGCCCAGGGUAAAAAUGUAGGAAUGAUCCAGAACCAGGAGGCACCAAAGCAAGAGGCUCCUGCAAAGAAGAAGUCUGGUUCAAAAAGAAAGGGCAAGUCUGGACCCCCAGAUGGUGAUAGUCCUCUCUUCCUACCCUACAAGACACUGGUCUCCACGGUUGGAAGCAUGGUGUUCAGCGAGGGGGAGGCCCAGCGUCUCAUUGAGAUCCUCUCUGAGAAGACUGGAAUUAUUCAGGACACCUGGCAUAAGGCCACUCAGAAGGGUGACCCCGUAGCGAUUCUGAAACGCCAACUAGAAGAAAAAGAAAAGCUACUGGCCACGGAGCAGGAGGAUGCAGCUGUUGCCAAGAGCAAACUGAGGGAACUCAACAAGGAGAUGGCCUCAGAAAAGGCCAAGGCUGCAGCUGGGGAAGCUAAGGUGAAGAAGCAGCUGGAAGCCCAGGAGCAGGAGAUUGAAGCUAUGCAGGCUCGCAUGCAGGCCAGCUACCGGGAGCAUGUGAAGGAGGUGCAACAGUUGCAGGGCAAGAUCCGGACUCUUCAGGAGCAGCUGGAGAAUGGCCCCAACACGCAGCUGGCCCGCCUACAGCAGGAGAACUCUAUCCUGAGGGAUGCCUUGAACCAGGCUACCAGCCAGGUGGAAAGCAAGCAGAAUGCAGAGUUGGCAAAGCUCCGGCAGGAGCUGACUAAGGUCAGUAAGGAGCUGGUGGAGAAGUCAGAGGCCUCCCGGCAGGAGGAACAACAGCGGAAGGCUCUGGAAGCCAAGACAGCCACAUUUGAGAAGCAGGUCCUACAGCUGCAGGUGUCCCACAAAGAGAGUGAAGACGCUCUCCAGAAGCGCCUCGAAGAGGUCACCCGGGAGCUGUGCCGGGCACAGACCAGCCAGGCCAACUUGCGGGCAGAUGCCGAGAAGGCCCAGGAGCAGCAGCAGCGAAUGGCAGAGCUGCAUAGCAAAUUACAAUCCUCUGAGGUGGAGGUGAAGACCAAGUGUGAGGAGCUGAAUAGUCUCCAGGGGCAGCUCAAGGAGGCCAGGGCAGAGAACUCACAGCUCACAGAGAAGAUCCGCUCUAUUGAGACCCUUCUGGAAGCAGGCCAGGCUCAAGACACCCAGGCCAGUCAAGCUGAGGCCGACCAGCAGCAGACCCGCCUAAAGGAGCUGGAGUCACAAGUGUCAUGUCUGGAAAAGGAAACCAGUGAGCUCAAGGAGGCCAUGGAGCAGCAGAAAGGGAAGAACAAUGACCUACGAGAGAAGAAUUGGAAGGCCAUGGAGGCCUUGGCCUUAGCUGAGAGGACCUGCGAGGAAAAGCUGCACUUCCUGACCCAGACCAAGGAGGAAUCAGAGAAACAACUCCGUCUGACUGAGGCCCAGACCAAGGAGGCUCUGUUGGCUCUGUUCCCAGGGCUCUCCAUCUCAGCACACCAGAAUUAUGCUGAGUGGCUACAGGAAGUCAAAGAGAAGGGCUCUGAGCUGCUGAAGAAGCCACCUGCUUCCCUAGAGCCUUCCUUGGAUAUAGUCUCCAAGUUGAGGGAGGCUGAGGAGACCCAGACCACCCUGCAGGCUGAGUGUGACCAGUACCGCACCAUCCUGGCAGAGACGGAGGGCAUGCUCAAAGACCUGCAGAAGAGCGUGGAGGAGGAGGAGCGUGUGUGGAAGGCCAAGGUGGGCGCUGCCGAAGAGGAGCUGCACAAGUCACGGGUUACAGUGAAACAUCUCGAAGACAUUGUGGAAAAGCUAAAAGGAGAACUUGAAAGCUCAGAUCAGGUGAGGGAGCAUACCUCAUUGCUGGAGGCAGAGCUGGAAAAGCACAUGGCAGCUGCCAGCCAGGAGUGUCAAAACUAUGCCAAAGAGGUGGCAGGGUUGAGGCAGCUUCUGUUAGACUCUCAGUCUCAGCUGGAUGCAGCCAAGAGUGAAGCCCAGAAACAGAGCAAUGAGCUUGCCCUGGUCAGGCAGCAGUUGAGUGACAUGAAGAGCCACGUAGAGGAUGGUGACAUGGCUGGGUCCCCAGCUGUCCCUCCAGCCGAACAGGACCCUGUGAAGCUAAAAACACAGCUGGAGCGGACAGAAGCCAUCCUGGAAGAUGAGCAGACACAACGGCAAAAACUCACAGCUGAGUUUGAGGAGGCUCAGAGCACAGCGUGUCGGUUACAAGAGGAAUUGGAGAAGCUCCGUGCUGCUGGCCCACUGGAGUCUUCAGGAACAGAGGAGGCUGCACAGCUGAAGGAAAGACUAGAAAAAGAAAAGAGGUUAACAAGUGACCUGGCACAUGCUGCCACCAAACUUCAGGAGCUUUUGAAGACAGCCCAGGAUCAGCUGGCAAAAGAGAAGGACACAGUGAACAAAUUACGAGAACAGCUAGAAAAAACAGAGGAUGGCAGCAGCUCAAAAGAGGGCACCUCCGUCUGAGUCUCCUCUGCAAACCGUUCAACUUACCAAAAUGCCUUACACAUUCCUUACAAAUAAACCAACCAACACAGCGUUAUCCAGGCCCAACUUCCAGUAGCUCUGAAAGACGCCAUUGGAGACAAGUCUCUUAGAACCAGAGAAUUAAAUCUUCCAGACCCCCAGUCUGUAAAAGAACCUUUGUCACAUUUGAUAAACACUAUUCCCAGGAGCGGCCCUGGACCACCUCGAGCAGACGCCAAAGCCCUCAUCAACACUGACAGACCAGGGUGUGCUGGGAGGCCAGGACGCUCAGGAUCUAUGUCAAUCAAUGCAAUUGUCUGUAUUUCUCAGUGGGGCCAGGUUGGGAAGCAGCAGACCAGGUGGUGAGUUCUCAGAGGCUGCUGAGCAGACUGGAGGGCCACAGGCCAGCCCAGCCCAGCAAAGCUGCAGCCGCUCAACCCCUGGAAGUUGCUAAACAGAACUGACAUGUGACUGCCUGGAUGUUGAUGCCAUUAAAACCAACGUGUUUCCCGGCA
Molecule: messenger RNA, 4770 nt
Organism: Nannospalax galili (Upper Galilee mountains blind mole rat)
Lineage: Eukaryota; Metazoa; Chordata; Mammalia; Rodentia; Spalacidae
Gene: Rrbp1
Product: ribosome binding protein 1
Exons: 24
Coding region: 284-4255 (1323 amino acids)
Biological process (GO): protein transport
Cellular component (GO): endoplasmic reticulum membrane
Source: RefSeq, a predicted model, not a curated record